AUGCCUCCCUGCAGUCCCCCAUUCCAGGAAUCCACUAUCGCUGGAGUUAAGACUUUUUAUUCCAUUAAUGACUUGCUUGAAAAAGUGCAGGGGAAGAGGAAUAACAAGUGUCCCCCGCCCUACGCGGGUUCGAGUCCGAGCCCCGAGGGCGUAAGAGAGCGGGGCGUGGGAGGCCAGCACGCUCCCCACCCCCAGCCGCGACCCGGAGGAGCGAAGCGUGCUGGGAGGAAGGAGGCUCGGUUCCGGACGCUGCGGCCUCCAAGCGAAGGGGAAGGGGACCAAGGAAGAGAAGCUAUAAACAGCCCCAGCGUCCGGGCCUCGCCUCGAAGAGUCCCGCUUCCCAGGCCCCACGCCGGCCACCCGAGUCCCCGGCCCGCCCCGCUUGGGACUCCGGACACCGCAGGAGUGUCGGGGGUCCCUCUUCAGAGAGCUCCAGCGGUCGGUGGAGCGGCCCCGGCAGCAGGGAAGGGGGAAGUCAGGACUUACCUGUCAUUACUUUCUACGCCAUCUUGGAUCCACUUGUCAACGUCCCCACAAAGCAUUAUGGCCUGUCGCCGUCUCCUCUCGGCCGGUAAUGUGAUCCGCGACCCUCUAAGGUGGGCGACCCCUCCCCUAGGAAUGUAGCUUUGGGCUCUGCGGGUUCCAGCCAGCUAAGAGUCCGGGCAGCGGACUGCGACUUCCCGGGGCAGGUUGCGCGGGCCGGCACGCUCGCGCAGGUGACCCCUGACUUCCUGGCGCCCUGCCUCCC
Molecule: messenger RNA, 748 nt
Organism: Castor canadensis (American beaver)
Lineage: Eukaryota; Metazoa; Chordata; Mammalia; Rodentia; Castoridae
Source: RefSeq, a predicted model, not a curated record